This is a messenger RNA of Pogoniulus pusillus (Red-fronted tinkerbird), 3218 nucleotides long. It is a transcript of the gene HTR7, whose product is annotated as 5-hydroxytryptamine receptor 7. Gene Ontology annotation, molecular function: neurotransmitter receptor activity; G protein-coupled serotonin receptor activity. The transcript has 3 exons. The coding region runs from base 426 to 1736 and encodes 436 amino acids. Gene Ontology annotation, cellular component: dendrite; plasma membrane. The record is from RefSeq and is a predicted model, not a curated record. NCBI's taxonomy places the organism in Eukaryota, Metazoa, Chordata, Aves, Piciformes, Lybiidae. Gene Ontology annotation, biological process: chemical synaptic transmission; smooth muscle contraction; circadian rhythm.
UGGGGCGACAGCAGCGGAGCCGUGGCCGGAGGAGGCAGCGGCAGCGCAGAGGGGCUGUGGUGAAAGGGCGCUCCCCCAACCUGCCGGGAGGAGGCAGCGGGAGGGGCGGAGCAGCUCCCACCGCGUCCCCCGCCGCCGGCGGAGGAAAGCAGCCGUGGGUGGGAGCGGGCGCUGGGCAGGGAGGGUCCAUCCGGCACCUGUCCCUCUCCUGGCGGGCAGGGGACCAUGACGCCGUGCCCACCGCCCGCGAGCCCGGGGAGAGCCGUGGGCGAGCCCGGCUGCUCCGGGGGAAGUUGAAGGCUGGGCCCCAGAGCCGGCUGCGAGGGGGCGAGCGACGCCGGGUGUCCAAGGAGGAGCCCGAGCAUCCCGCCUGGCGGGGAGGCGGGCGAGCGGCCGGCCGGGCUUCAUGGACAGCUCGCGCCAACAUGGUCCUCGCCCUCAACGGCAGUCACCUCUACGGUAACCUCCGGCCAUCGGUCCUGGAGGACCCGCGGGCGCUGAGCGGCGGCAGGAUGAUCGCCGGCUCCUGGCCGCCGCGCAGCCUGGCGAAGCUCGGCCCGUCGCCGCCCGCGUCGGCUCUGCCCACGGCGAGCCCCCUUCCAGCCAACGACUCCCAGUGCGGGGAGCAGAUCUUUAGCUAUGGAAACGUGGAGAAAGUUAUUAUCGGGGCCGUCCUCUCUCUCAUCACCCUGCUGACCAUCGCCGGCAAUUGCCUGGUAGUCAUCUCCGUUUGCUUCGUGAAGAAGCUCCGGCAGCCCUCUAACUAUCUCAUAGUCUCGCUGGCCCUGGCCGACCUUUCGGUGGCCCUGGCCGUCAUGCCCUUCGUCAGCGUGACCGACCUCAUCGGUGGCGAGUGGAUCUUCGGGCGCCUCUUUUGCAACGUCUUCAUUGCCAUGGAUGUCAUGUGCUGUACUGCCUCUAUCAUGACCCUCUGCGUGAUCAGUAUCGACAGGUACCUGGGAAUAACGAGACCUCUCACCUACCCUGUAAGGCAGAAUGGGAAGUGUAUGGCCAAAAUGAUCCUGUGUGUAUGGCUCUUGUCUGCCUCUAUCACUAUACCCCCACUCUUUGGCUGGGCCCAAAAUGUAAAUGAUGAAAAGGUUUGUUUGAUUAGUCAAGACUUUGGCUACACCAUUUACUCCACAGCAGUUGCAUUUUAUAUUCCGAUGUCAGUGAUGCUUUUCAUGUACUAUCAGAUUUACAAAGCUGCCAAGAGGAGUGCUGCUAAACACAAGUUUGCUGGUUUUCCCCGGCCAGAAGAGAUGGAAGGGGUUUCUAUGAAUGGAGUUAUAAAACUGCACAAGGAAUCUGAAGAAUGUACUAACUUUUCACGACUCCUAAAGAACGACAAGAAAAACAUUUCGAUCUUUAAAAGAGAACAGAAAGCUGCCACCACACUUGGGAUUAUUGUUGGGGCUUUUACUAUCUGCUGGCUGCCCUUCUUCCUCCUCUCAACUGCCAGACCCUUCAUCUGUGGUACAGCAUGCAGCUGUAUCCCACUGUGGGUUGAGAGAACAUUUCUAUGGUUGGGUUAUGCAAACUCUCUCAUUAACCCUUUUAUAUAUGCCUUCUUCAAUCGGGACCUGAGGACAACUUAUCGCAACCUCCUGCAGUGCCGAUAUAGGAACAUCAACCGGAAACUAUCAGCUGCAGGGAUGCACGAGGCUCUGAAGCUUGCAGAAAAGCCAGAAUUUGUUCUGAGAAGUCCUGAUUUCUCCAGGGAAAAAGAAUCGUGACCAAAUGUGCAUCAAAGCAAAAGGAAGAAGUCAAGCCAAAACUGGAAGAAGAGAAAGGAAGAGUUGGCUUCUGAAGAACAGGAGAGAUACAUGAAAUGUACUUCAUCUUCUUUUGAUGGGAAUGUGCUAAAAAUACUCAAUGAGCUCAAUGCAUUCCAUUAACUGUAUCUUCUAUUGGAAGUAGUCACAUCUUGUUUGUUAUGGGGCAAAGUGCUGUUACAUACAAAUAAAAAUAGCUUUCUGCCUGAGAAAGCCAAAUCAUUUCAGCAAUAAGAACAGCUUGCAACACUGAUUGAAGAAAAAAAAAAAAGUGCAAACUAAAUCUUAAAGAUAAAGCAGCCUUCAGAUUUCCAACAUGUUAAAUAAUACAGAGAGCAUUCAUUUAAGUUUACCAUGUUUGUAGAUCACCACAUUGAUAAUAACAUUCAGGGAUCAUCGAUCAUACUGAAUGCAUUUUGUUAUGUUUUUCAAGAGGUAGAGAUCCCCGUAGGAGAUACUUUUCUAACCCUGUAACCAGACCCGAUUUGGGAUGUGCCAGUGGGCAGUCUGCAUUUUUACAAAGCUGCCUUAUCACUACAUUUGUCAAUUUCAAUAAAUAAAAUCGAUUUCCCCACAUUUUUGCAAAAACUUUGACCUUUCAUUACACACACUGGUCUGGUUUGUUCUCCAUGUGUAUUUUUGGGAUAAAAAAAUGAGAUAGCUGAUGGGGCAGCCUACUAUACCCUUUCCUCAUCAAUUGUCCUAUGUUCUUUACCAGUGUAAAGCCUUCUCAUAGCUUUCCCUUGAUUCUAGAAUAAAAUUCUUGUUAAAUUAGCUAAUUUUAUUCAUAUGACAAAGUGAUUAAUUUGCCUCAAACCUGAGGAAAACAGAAAAAUGAUGAUCAAAGAAAGUUUUUUCUUAUCACAAGGUGCACCAAUGUAAAGGUAAUGUGAAAGUAUGAAAAAACACAUCUCCAUAUAAUAUGAAAAGACAAAUGUUCUGGAUAAUUUUAAUAGAUAAAAGUGAAUUUUAUAUAUACACAUAUGUGUGUAUAUAUAUAUAGAUAUAUGUAUCAUUUCAGUCAGGUGAGGCUUUUAAUAUGCUAAAGUCACUAGAGAAUUGGGCUGAAACUCUAUGUUUUAAGUCAUAUCUUUUUCCUUGAUGAGAUCCAGUACAAGUUGAAGAUGGUUAACAUAAGAGACUAUUUCCCAUGAACAGUUUAACAAGAAAUAUAAACACAGGGAAAUGAAGCUCUUUAAGUUGUAAGUGGUCUGCACUGGAAAUGUUGAGUAUCUUUAGUUCCAAUAUGAGUCUUACUUGCAAAAUAAAGAGUUGCUGCCAUUUACAUUGCAAAUUACUGAAAUUUAUACAGUAGACUAAUUUAGUAGAAAAUAGGCUUCUUCUGUAUUAGUUACUGAGCUAUAUUAUUCUUUUAAAAUUUGUAAGCCCCCAGACAUAUUAAAAUGUUCAUUUGAAUAGUAGGUAAUUUCUUUUAUAAAAUAA